AUGCAACUACGCUACAUCCUGCUGCUGGCCGCGGCCACCCUUGCUACAGCGAGUAGCACGACCUCAGCAGCGAGUGGCACCCGCGACCCCAAGACCCCGACCGUGGCCUCCAACCACCACAUUGAAAAGACGGUGACGGCCCAAGCUGACCACGAGUUCAUGCGGUCCCUGCUUGAGGAUGACGACAACAGUGCUACCCAGGGCCAAACCUUCAUGGAACACAAACUGAAGAAGAUGCUAACGAACCCAAAAAAAGCGAAGCAGCUGUAUCAGCACUGGCACAAGAAGGGAUACACUGCUAAGCAAGUGGCCAGCGACCUUGGCCAGACAGAGAAUCGAGCGCUAGAUCAGACUUACAAGAAAAUAGCGAAAGAGUAUGCAGCGUUUGUCAAGGAGCAAUCUGUAUAG
This is a messenger RNA of Phytophthora infestans T30-4, 408 nucleotides long. Its product is annotated as secreted RxLR effector peptide protein, putative. The transcript has a single exon. The record is from RefSeq and is a predicted model, not a curated record. Bases 1 to 408 code for a protein of 135 amino acids. Lineage: Eukaryota; Oomycota; Peronosporomycetes; Peronosporales; Peronosporaceae.